Messenger RNA from Aspergillus viridinutans, 1344 nucleotides. RefSeq lists its product as uncharacterized. Bases 1 to 1344 code for a protein of 447 amino acids. The transcript is spliced from 4 exons. The record is from RefSeq and is a predicted model, not a curated record. Lineage: Eukaryota; Fungi; Ascomycota; Eurotiomycetes; Eurotiales; Aspergillaceae. Gene Ontology annotation, molecular function: oxidoreductase activity, acting on the CH-CH group of donors; flavin adenine dinucleotide binding.
AUGCCAGCCUCGUCUCACAUACCUCUCAUCGUUCAGCCCUUCGUCAGCGACCGGGCCAAACAUACCCUCGAUUUGGUCGAACAAUUUGUCGAUAAUGACUGUAUCCCAGCCGAACCCCUCUUUCAGGCCCAACUCGGGCAGGGCGAGCGACGAUGGACCACCAACCCAGUCAUCAUGGACUCUCUCAAAGCCAAGGCGCGCUCCCUCGGCCUGUGGAACAUGUUUCUGCCCAAGAACCGCUUCUCUGAGGGCGCUGGGUUCACCAAUCUCGAAUAUGGAUUGAUGGCUGAAUACCUCGGCAAGAGCAAAUUGGCCUCUGAGGCCACGAAUAAUGCUGCCCCCGAUACUGGUAACAUGGAGGUACUGGCCAAGUACGGCAACGAAGCCCAGAAGCGCGAAUGGUUGGUGCCUUUGCUGGAGGGCAAGAUCCGCUCAGCCUUCCUCAUGACUGAACCAGAGGUCGCAUCUAGUGACGCCACCAACAUCCAAUUAAGCAUCCGCCGGGAGGGCAACGAAUAUGUGCUGAAUGGAUCGAAAUGGUGGUCCUCAGGCGCAGGUGACCCCCGCUGCCAGAUCUACCUCGUGAUGGGUAGAUCUGAUCCCUCCCAGCAGGAUCCAUAUCGUCAGCAGUCUGUCAUCCUCGUUCCAGCCAACACUGCCGGCAUCACCGUGCAUCGCAUGUUGUCUGUCUAUGGUUAUGAGGAUGCUCCGCACGGCCACGGCCAGAUCACAUUUGAGAAUGUGCGUGUCCCAGUGUCCGCCAUGGUGCUUGGCGAGGGCCGUGGCUUUGAGAUUAUCCAGGGCCGCCUAGGCCCUGGUCGCAUCCACAUCGCCAUGCGAACUAUUGGUGCCUCAGAAAGGGCUCUUGAGUGGCUGAUUGCCCGCAUCAACGACGACAGGAGGAAGACCUUCGGUCAGAACCUCUCUGCCCACGGUGUCAUCCUUGAGUGGGUUGCCCGUUCGCGUAUUGAGAUUGACGCUGCUCGCCUCAUCGUCCUCAACGCCGCUAUUAAGAUUGACCAGGGCGAUGCUAAGUCUGCUCUCAAGGAGAUCGCGCAGGCCAAGGUCCUUGUGCCCCAAACUGCCCUGGCCGUCAUUGACCGUGCUAUCCAGGCCUAUGGAGCCGCUGGUGUCUGCCAGGAUACUCCCCUUGCUCAUAUGUGGGCUAUGAGCCGUGCCCUGCGGAUUGCUGAUGGGCCGGACGAGGUCCAUCUGCUGCAGCUCGGCCGUCGCGAGAAUCGUGCUCGCAAGGACGCCAUCAUCGCAAAGAUGGACUGGCAACGCACCGAGGCACAGCGCUUGUUGGUGGUCGCCGGGUUUUCCCCGACCAAGAGCCAUCUGUAG